ACAACAGGAAGUUUUUGCCGGGUGGGCCUCGUUCGGAAAGUGUCAAACACCGCUUGUUUGACAGUAUGCCAGACAUUGGUGGUUACCAUGAGCAGCUCCAGAGGGACUCCCAGUUCCUGUGCUCAGACCAGAGGAUGGACACUGAGCUUGUUGACAGACUGGUGCUGCAGCUCAACAGGAUCUACCCCCAGAUACUCACUGACAAGGAAGCCCAAAGGUUCAGGAACCUGAGGGUGCCCACCAAGGUGCGAUUAGCCGAGCUGCUGAAUCACCUGCACGAGAAGGGUGAGGACGCGUGUCAUGAAUUCUACAGGGGACUUCACAUCCACGCUGAGCACGUCUACUCCAGCCUGCCCACCAGAGUCAGACAAAGAGAGAUGACAGACCCAAAAUUGUCUAACAAUGUGGCAGCCCAACCAGAGAAACAUGUGCUUAAUGACAGAGGACCAAUGUUCUUCCUGAGCUGUUUCAGUUUUGCAGUCGGUAUUGCAAUUCUCUACUAUUAUGGAGAGGGUGAGACAUUGAGAUGUACUGGCCCGUUUCUUCACUGUUCUGCAGCAAGACUUAGUCAAGAUGUUUUAAUUUCCUAUGCUGAGGUUGGAAAGCAUAAAAAAUGAGGCCAUAAAGGUGCUGAAUGUGCUGAAGUAGCCAUGCCUAAAUGGGAUCCCUCUGGAUCAGUAAAGCUUCUAUCUAUCUAUCAUUUGUGAGAAGAACAAGCCAUGAAAUUUGCCAUUUUGCGGUGCCAAAUACACUUUGUGAGCUAUAAAAUUGUUUUUUUCCUGAAAUUGCAUGUAUUUGUAAGCACCAAUUGACUUGUUUUUUAAUCUCUAAGUAGAUGAAAUUGACUUAAUCUGUCACAAAUUCCCAUGGCUGACAUUUCUUUAUAUGAACAACAUCAUGUUCUCUCAUAGUGCUUUUUGCUUUUAUAUACUGUUUGAGACUUGCCUGGAUUUAUUGUGUAUACAGAGAAACAUUUUCUGCUAAAUUGAACUAUAAUAGUAGAGUGAUGAGAUGAAUCUUACUUUGAAUGAAAUUUAAAGGCUUUGUUCAUCCACACAGGGGAUAUCAAUAACUCAGGCUGAUUAGACCUCUGUUCAGGUUGAAGUUGGGUGCAGCUAUGUUACGAAUUAUCUGCUGCCAUUAACUUUUUUAUGAAUAAGAACAACAAAAAUGAUAUAAAACCAACAGAAGGGUGUAGAAGAUAUCAAUCAAGCACAGUUUGUACACAUCCACACUGUAUGGAGAAGACAUCUGGUUAGGAAACAUAAGUGAAAACCCUUGUAUGAGUAGACUGUUGGUUUGUAUUGUAUGAACUACCCUACACUAAAAUUUACUUAAAGAUACUGCAUAAUUCUCACAUGCUCGCCCACUUUAAGUGCCUUCAAAUACUGUGAUGAAGAUACUUGAACAUCUACGAACUAAAGUGCACUAUAACAACUUUUGCUCAAAUAAAGCACAAA
Scomber scombrus (Atlantic mackerel) is the source of this 1460-nucleotide messenger RNA. Its product is annotated as caspase recruitment domain-containing protein 19-like. Lineage: Eukaryota; Metazoa; Chordata; Actinopteri; Scombriformes; Scombridae. The record is from RefSeq and is a predicted model, not a curated record. Bases 66 to 617 code for a protein of 183 amino acids. Gene Ontology annotation, cellular component: mitochondrion. The transcript has 6 exons.